Molecule: messenger RNA, 3251 nt
Organism: Hevea brasiliensis (rubber tree)
Lineage: Eukaryota; Viridiplantae; Streptophyta; Magnoliopsida; Malpighiales; Euphorbiaceae
Product: cation/H(+) antiporter 18
Exons: 4
Coding region: 458-2875 (805 amino acids)
Biological process (GO): regulation of pH; proton transmembrane transport
Cellular component (GO): endomembrane system; membrane
Molecular function (GO): antiporter activity
Source: RefSeq, a predicted model, not a curated record
UAAAAAAAAAAAAAAAAACCACCAACACAGUUAGGCUUGGGUGGGUAGCGGUGUAAUUUUGAGAACGGGAACACACUGGCACACGCGGUAUUGGCCGAUUACGCGGUCCCAUAAAUGUUGAGAUCCAGUUUCUCAUCCGAAUGCCAUUCCGCUCACCUUCUUCAACGAUCCUCCAUGUCCACAAAUCUUUCCGUUUCUUCUUCUUCUUUGACUUUUUAAACAAGGAACAAAGAGUGUGAUGAACAGAAAACAAACUUGAUUGCAGAGAUCGCAUGCCAUUUGCUUGUAUACACACCAAUUUCAGGUGAUUCUCCUCCCUCUUCCCUUCUCUCUCUCUUACAUAUCUCUCUCUCACGAAGGACUUGGCAUUACAUAUGUUAGACUCAGUUCAUUUUAUGAUUCAAAGUCUGAAACUGUGAAUUUCUGUGUUUCUUGGUGAUUUAAAAGAAGAAAAAAAAUGGCUUCCAAUGCAACAGCAGCAUCAUGUCCCAAACCCAUGAAGGCUACAUCCAAUGGGGUCUUCCAGGGGGAUAAUCCUCUUGAUUAUUCACUGCCUCUUGCCAUCAUACAGAUUGUCCUAGUGAUUGUGCUCACUCGUAUUCUUGCUUUACUUUUAAGGCCAUUGCGACAGCCGCGUGUCAUCGCUGAGAUUGUUGGAGGCAUACUGCUGGGACCAUCAGCUCUGGGUCGAAACACGCACUAUCUGAAUAGUAUUUUCCCAGCGAGAAGUCUCACAGUGUUAGAUACUUUAGCCAAUCUUGGGCUUCUUUUCUUUCUGUUCCUUGUUGGCCUUGAGUUAGACCUGAAGUCCCUUCGUCAGACAGGAAACAAGGCUUUAAGCAUAGCUGUCGCAGGAAUUAGCUUACCCUUUGUAUUAGGAAUUGGAGUAUCAUUUGUUCUUCGUAAAACUAUCUCUGAAGGUGUUAAAGAAGCUCCAUUCCUUGUCUUCAUGGGGGUGGCUCUUUCUAUCACUGCUUUCCCUGUCUUGGCUCGUAUUUUGGCAGAACUCAAGCUCUUAACCACUGAUGUUGGUCGAAUGGCAAUGUCAGCAGCAGCCGUAAAUGAUGUUGCAGCAUGGAUUUUACUUGCUCUUGCCAUUGCCCUGUCUGGAACUGGACAUUCACCCCUCACAUCCUUAUGGGUGCUUCUAUCUGGGGCUGGAUUUAUUAUCUGUUGCGUUGCAAUUAUCCCUCCUGUCUUUAAAUGGAUGACGCACCGUUGUCCUCAGGGUGAGCCAGUAAAUGAGAUGUAUGUCUGUGCUACAUUAGCUACUGUUUUGGCAGCGGGGUUUUGCACUGAUUCUAUUGGAAUUCAUGCCCUUUUUGGUGCAUUUGUUAUUGGAAUUCUUGUCCCAAAGGAGGGACCAUUUGCUGGUGCUCUAGUUGAAAAAGUUGAAGAUCUUGUAUCUGGUCUCUUCCUUCCGCUGUACUUUGUCUCUAGCGGAUUGAAGACCAAUAUAGCAACAAUUCAUGGAGCUCAAUCAUGGGGUUUAUUGGUUUUAAUCAUAAGCACAGCCUGUUUUGGGAAGAUAGUUGGAACUGUAGUUGUUUCUCUCUUAUGCAAAAUCCCUAUCCGGGAAGCUAUAACUCUGGGGUUCUUGAUGAAUACUAAAGGCUUGGUGGAGCUUAUUGUCCUCAACAUAGGUAAAGAUCGAAAGGUCCUGAACGAUCAAACAUUUGCAGUAUGCGUUCUGAUGGCCAUCUUCACAACCUUUAUCACAACACCUAUAGUUAUAGCGGUAUAUAAACCAGCGAAACAAGCGAUUAUAGCAGAUUAUAAGCACAGAACAAUUGAGAGAAAAGACCCAGAUACUCAGCUUCGGAUUUUGUCAUGCUUCCACAGUACAUGGAACAUCCCUACAUUGAUCAAUCUCAUUGAGGCUUCACGUGGAACUGAGAAGAGGCAAGGACUGUGUGUCUAUGCUCUGCACCUUAUGGAGCUCUCUGAGAGGACAUCUGCAAUCCUUAUGGUCCAUAAGGCAAGAAAGAAUGGACUACCCUUUUGGAAUAAGUUGCGGCAGUCUGAUACCAACCAAGUCGUUGUUGCCUUUGAGGCUUUCAGGCAGCUGAACCGUGUGUUUAUUCGUCCAAUGACAGCAAUCUCGGCAAUGCAUGACAUGCAUGAGGAUAUCUGCACCAGUGCUGAAAGGAAAAGGGCUGCAAUGAUAAUCCUCCCAUUCCACAAGCAUCAGAGGUUGGAUGGCACAUUGGAGACAACUCGAAAUGAGUUUCGUUGGGUCAAUAAGAGGGUUCUAGAGCACUCUCCAUGCUCAGUUGGGAUUUUGGUGGAUCGUGGGUUCGGUGGAGGCACACAUGUAUCUGCAAGCAAUGUUUCCUCCACUGUGACGGUCUUAUUCUUUGGGGGGCAUGACGAUCGUGAAGCUCUUGCUUAUGGUGCAAGAAUGGCUGAGCACCCUGGAAUCAGUUUAAUUAUCGUUCACUUCAUACCAAGCAAUGAUAUUAUGGGGCAGAUGGUCAAAGUUGAUAUAACUGAUGAAUCCAGUAUUUCAUCAGAAUCAGCUGAUAAAACAUUUCUAGCUAGCUUCAAGAAGAGUUCAGAUAACAACUCCAUAAAAUUUGAAGAGAGACCAGUGAAUAGUGCUAAAGAAAUUGUUGAAAUAGUUAAGGAGUUCAGUCGCUGCAAUCUGUUUGUUGUUGGUCGAAUGCCUGUGGGUCCUGUAGCUGCAGCUUUGACCGAAAAGGCCGAGUACCCUGAGCUGGGUCCUGUAGGCAACCUCUUGACUUCGAAUGGUUUUACAACUUCAGCAUCUGUCCUGGUGGUGCAGCAAUAUAAUGGUUCAACAACCUCUCAACUCAGUUCCAGCAGCUCCACAAAGAUUGUAGAGUUGCCUGAGGAUGAUUCUGAAACUGGGUAGAUUAUCUUCCUUAUUGAUUCGACCUAUUGGUAAUGGGUGUAUGGUAUGGACUUAACCAUGGAUGAUGUUGCAAAGAUUGCCAAAGAGCAUUUCUUUCCUUCACAUGAGGGGGAAAAAAAGAGAACAGGUGCAAAAUUUGUUAGCAGAAAUCAGGCUAAUUAUUAGAUGCACCCGGAGUACUAAAAAACAAUGCUCCCUCUCACAUAGAAAAGUAGGCCCUACUUACAAUAUAGAGAGUAGGUCUUAUAUGAUUGUGAGAGAUGGUGUAUAUGCACCGGGUGCACCUAAUAAUUUCUCCAGAAAUCGGGGAUUAAAAGAAAACUGACCGAUAUAAUAUAUUUCAACUAAAAAAUAAAGAGCCAUGCUUUGUUUCUUA